AGUGAGAAGAAGAAGAAAAAAGGACGGUGGACCUUGUGGAUCCAUGGCCUGGGCUGCCUGUUGAUAGGUUACCUCUUGGUUAGAAGUUCUUCAUCCACAAUGACCCUGGACAGGAUCCUGCAGGCUGCCAGGCAAGGGGAUCUGGACACCCUGAGAAGCCUGCACACGGAGGAUCUGCUGGAUCCCGGCUUGAGGGAUCCCAUGGGUGCCUCUGCGGUCCACCAUGCGGCGCGGUCAGGGAAACUCAGCUGUCUGCGCUAUUUAGUGGAUGAAGCGCUAUUAGAAGGCAAUUGUCGCGCUAGAAAUGGAGCUACCCCGGUCCAUGACGCCGCAGCCACCGGUAACCUAGCCUGCCUGCAGUGGCUCCUGACCCAGGGAGGCUGCGACUUCGAGGACAAAGACAAUUCUGGUGCCACUAUUCUGCAUUUAGCAGCCAGGUUUGGCCACCAUGAAAUAAUUGGUUGGUUAUUGCGUUUUGGAACCAACGAUGCUAUGGUAGCUACAGAUACGGGGGCACUGCCUGUGCACUACGCCGCGGCCAAAGGAGAUCUCACUGCUUUGCAGCAUCUCUUAGAGUACUGUCCAAAUGCUAUCAAUUCUCAGACGAAGAACGGUGCCACUCCCCUCUAUCUAGCCUGUCAAGAGGGACAUUUGGAAGUUAUCCAGUAUCUUGUCAAGGACUGUGGAGCUGACCCACACAUAAGAGCCUCUGAUGGAAUGACCCCUCUGCAUGCGGCUGCCCAGAUGGGCCACACCACAGUCAUUGUUUGGUUGAUGAGUUUUACAGACAUCAGUCUCUCUGAUCAAGAUGCUGAUGGAGCAACCGCCAUGCAUUUUGCUGCUAGCAGAGGUCAUGCCAAGGUCCUGAGCUGGCUCCUUCUCCAUGGGGGUGACAUGAGCACUGAUAACUUUGGAGGAACCCCUCUACACGAUGCUGCUGAGAAUGGAGAGCUAGAGUGCUGCCAGAUUCUUGUGGUUAACGGGGUUAAACUUGGAAUCCGAGACCUUGAUGGGUACACAGCUGCGGACCUUGCAGACUAUAAUGGACACGUCCAUUGUGCUAAAUAUCUCAGGACCGUGGAAAAUAUGAGUGUAGAACAUCGAGUUCUUUCUCGUGACCCUUCUGCAGAUUUGGAAUUAAAGCAGCCUGAUUCGGGUAUGUCUUCUCCAAACAAUACAAUGUCAACUCAACCAGCUCAUUUCGACAUUGGUUCUCCAUCCAGCACGUUGUCAAACUAUGACUCAUGUAAUUCAAGCCAAUCUAGUGUCGGAGACAAGAAGCUGAACCAACACACGGGACCCCCUGAAACGGCGAUUGGCGACAUGCAGACUUACAUGGACAUGCUAAAUCCAGAAGUGGGACCGAAUAGCGCUAAGAAGGGUGACGGUCCGCUCGCUCCUCCUCCGCCUCCGGCGUUUCCACCGCCUCCACCUCCUAUUGCGGAUUCUAAACCCCCUCCGCCCCCAUGCUAUCCUGCCCCAAGCCCCCCGGAGGGGCAGCAUACAUCGGAAAUGUACGUCCAAGCAAAGAACAACCUCCGACAUGUCGACAAUGAGAUGUUGAACGAAGAGGUAAGUCAAUGCAAAUGAAUUGAAAACAGUCCAGAAGGUCUACGCAGGGCGGAUUCCUGUAGGAAGUCGAGAAACUUCAACAAACAGCCCAGCACUGGAGAUUAUUAUAAAUAUCUCGGUCAGAACCCAACAGAACCAUCAGAACAUAAAAAGAUGGCACACAGCGAGGAGGGAUCUCUUCUCUCAAAUGAAACUGUACACAACGGCAAUGCUUCUGACAAAAAACCUUUGGGGAAUAUACCACCUCCACCAAUUCCUCCUCCACUCCCAGAAAACCUGUGCUAUCCUCCGCCUCCACCUCCAUUGCCAACCGAGGCUUCAGUCGCAAGUUCCAUCCACCGUCGCUCAUCCAAUUCUACUGGAAAAGUGAAAGCUCUCAGACAAAGGAAGAGUACCAAGUCUUUCAACAUGAUGUCUCCAACUGGUGACAAUUCUGAGCUGUUGGCAGAGAUUAAGGCUGGAAAAUGUUUAAAACCAACUCCUCAAAGCAAGGGACUCACCACGAUCUUCUCGGGCAUUGGGAGCCCCGCAACACCACCUCCGUCUUCUCCUGCAACCCCUCCGGCAAACGUGAGCAUCUUGCCCAACAAAACCCCAACAAAGCCCAUGGAACCUGUGCUGAAUGGAAACACUACCCCUCCUGGGCCAGUCCAGAGCACUCAAAUCGACAUAGAGUCACUAAUACCAACCCACGAUGAGCAAGGUCGCUCUAUUCCCGAGUGGAAACGCCAAGUUAUGGUCAGAAAGUUGCAGCUCAAGAUACAAGAAGAAGAAGAGAAAAAACGCACGGAGCAGGAAGAAGCAGCUCGCCUGUCCAGCAUGCCAGCAUGGCGUAGAGAAAUCAUGAGGAAGAAAAUGGAGGAGGAGAAAGAACAAAAGCGGAAAGAACAGGAGAAGGUAAAGAAAGAAGACGAAGAACGGGAAAAGCAACAAUCUGAAAAGCUAAGAACUCUGGGUUAUGACGAAACAAAGUUAGCACCUUGGCAGAGGCAAAUUAUUUUAAAGAAAGGGGACAUCGCAAAACAUUAGUUUCCAGAAAAAAACAAGAAAAAACCCCUUCAUCCUCAUAACGUAAACUCAAAACUAUAGAUUUCCACUGCCAGCUGGUCAAUACGUAAAUGUCAAGCGAGUGUUGGGGAUGCCGUUAAAUCCUGCUCUGGCUCAUAAAUUUAACCCUUUGAUUGCCAGAGGGGUCAGCCAAACAGCCAACCCUUUACGCCUAGCUGGCCUCUCUGGCAGUCGGUGUCAAAAUAUCAUUCUUGUCCGUAGGGGAAUCGAGUUGAACCCUGAAAGAUCAUUGCGGUGCAGCGGGUGUUUAGGUUGCGUUGGUUUUACAAAUUUACACAAAAGAAACGUUUGUUUUUGUCCCAAUUUUAAAGAAUUAAAGCAGAAUAUUCCCGAAAAAAAAAAGGCAGACGCGGCACCCAUCUUAUUAAUUAUGUGCUCUGGCUUAGGAAUCAAAGUAUCAAAUUUCUUACAGGUCAAGUUCUAUAGAAGAUCAUGAACAGGAUUACCUUACCUCUGUUCUGCUGGUAAAUAAAAAAAAAAUACAUGAAAAUGUAUAUAAAAAUUAUCUAGGGAGCCACUUAGUUAACUUAGUGGUAGAAAUGACUGCCCUGUAACAUGUAUAUUGCAUUCAUCCAUUCAACCUAUUGAUCAGCUUUCACAUCGUAAUUCGCGGCCAGAAGUAGAGAAAUGCCCCCCGAUAAAUCCUCUUUAAAUGUUGUAUGUAAAUAAAUCACUCAAUGUUUAACUAAUGUUAGAUAUUAGGGAAUGUAAAAUGCGUUGAGUGUACAAUAUCUUUUUUUUUUUUUUGCAGAAUACAUAUUUUAAAGAAAGGAUAUAUGGUAAAAAAAUAAAAUAUAUUGACAUAUUUGGUUUAUAAGUUAUAUAUAUAUACACAGAUGCCAUACUCAAUGUUAUUGCCAUUAUAGCAACUAUUUUCUAUAAAUUGUCAUUAUUUUCCUGCUUCCUUCUAGGAAUCAUGCUCGGCAUUUAUGAAAAACAAAUAUCUAUAUUGUCUAAACACUAAGAAAAUAAAUCUAUAGUAUGUUUAAACUUC
Messenger RNA from Spea bombifrons (plains spadefoot toad), 3634 nucleotides. RefSeq names its product espin (gene ESPN). Gene Ontology annotation, molecular function: actin filament binding. Gene Ontology annotation, cellular component: cytoplasm. NCBI's taxonomy places the organism in Eukaryota, Metazoa, Chordata, Amphibia, Anura, Pelobatidae. Gene Ontology annotation, biological process: actin filament bundle assembly. The record is from RefSeq and is a predicted model, not a curated record. The transcript is spliced from 16 exons.